Messenger RNA from Puccinia graminis f. sp. tritici CRL 75-36-700-3, 2565 nucleotides. RefSeq lists its product as uncharacterized. Gene Ontology annotation, biological process: regulation of DNA-templated transcription. The transcript is spliced from 10 exons. The record is from RefSeq and is a predicted model, not a curated record. The coding region runs from base 1 to 2565 and encodes 854 amino acids. NCBI's taxonomy places the organism in Eukaryota, Fungi, Basidiomycota, Pucciniomycetes, Pucciniales, Pucciniaceae.
AUGAAGAAGUUGAAGGAUGUGUGGGCACCCGACAGAUCACCCAAGGUGAUUGUGACUGAUCGCGAGAAGGCCUUGCGAAACUCGAUUGCGGUGCACUUCCCAGAGGCCGUGAACAAUGUAUGCUUGUGGCACAUAGAUCAAAACAUCCGUGCGGCUUGUUACCCGGCGUUUGCGACCGAUCCUGCGGAAUAUGAGGUGUUCAAGAAGAAGUGGAACGCAGUGAUGUAUUCAAAGGAUGAGGACGCUUAUGACGACGCCUGGGGCAAGCUUCAAAUGUAUCUAGCUGAUCGCGCCUUGGUCCUGGAUUACCUGAUCAAGAACAUCAUUCCUGAUCGGGGGUUGUUCAUGAGACCUUGGAUAGGGCAGACCCCGCAUUUAGGCAAUCACACGACCGCUCGAGGGGAGUCUGCUCACAAUUGGCUGAAGAAACACGUGACCUCACACAAGAAGGACAUGGCGACUGCGUUUGAGAAAAUUGCUGAUACAGUGGACUACCAGGUCACAAGUAUUGUGAAACAGAUAUCAAAAGAGAAGCAGAAGGGGAAUUCCGGUCUGCCGGAAACCUUCCGUCCACUUAACACUAAGGUCUCAAUUCAUGCAAUUGUCAUGCUUGAGCAGCAGCGGAAGCUGUACUUGAAGAAUCGCGACUCAGCGGCCAAGGGGUUGGAUGAUGACGAGUGCACUGGUAGCUUGUGGGCCACGAUGGGUAUCCCUUGCUGGCACAUGUUGGCCGAUAUUUUAGACGAAAGUGGUGUUGUUGAAACAACAAAUAUUCAUGAUCAGUGGAAAUUAUAUUAUACCCCUGAUGAUCCGAAUGCGGAGCCUCCUUAUGACUUUGACGAGGACUAUGCAGCCAUGAAAGAGGAGAUUCUGGCCGACGUGAGGCCUCAAGAUCUCCCUGGUCUUAUGGCCAAGCUGCGCCAAGUGCGGACUAACACAGUUGUUGUGCCCCUGGGUGAGGCACCCACCAUACGAAACACCCGCAAGGGAGCCAAGAAGAAGCGGAAACGAGGAUACGUGCGAGCAGCCGAACGGGACGCAAUCCAUUCCGAGGUGGUGGAGGCCCAAGUUAACGAGGCGCAGGCAAAGAAAAAGGCAGCUAGGGCUAAGCAGGUGAAAGUUAAGGCCAAGCCGAAGGCUACGACAAAGUCAAACAAUUCGUCAUCAGAGGCGACAUCCUGCGAUGAAAUAGGUGAUGAACCUGAUCAGGUCACAAAGAAGAGGAAGCUCCCUUUACGAUCUACCCAAGCAAGAAAGAAGGUCAACUUGGCGGAGUCUAGCGAUUCAGGGGACUCAUCCAGCUCUGCAGAUGAUUCUGAGAAUUCGGUUAAAGAAAGCUCAGGUGGGUCAGAGGGGGAAUGCACCUCCAGGCCUCUGACCGCAGCGGGUCCGCGAGAUGUGCAUGGGUGCUCAAGAGCAGGCACACCAACAGAUCCACCUCCCGCAGGGGGAGUUCCCGAUGGCCCUGAGGAUGCUGAAUUGCCAUCAGGUCUGGAAGAGGUGUUUGCUGAGCUUGCAAAAUCAGAGCAUGUGAAUGCCCCAAAGCGGUUCAAUACGGUAGCUGACUCACUGCCGAACCCCGAAGAACAUCCAAUACCGUCACCUUCGUCCCCUGAGGUGGGCCCCGGUCAUGACACCGUGAUGGCCCCGCCCGGAGCCCCCGUGGGACAAGUUCGCAGACCGCCCGCCCCAAUCACCCGGGGGCAUGGACCGCAGUUCCGCACGUGGCCUGAAGAAGGUACAUGCUUGGGGGUGGAGACAACCAAUGCAUGUAAGGCAAUCCCCACCAAACCCAAACGCAUCAGGCCCAAGAGGAUAUGGUUGCCACCACCUACCGAGGUGACACCAGAGAAUGGUGGUGAAAGUGGCACUGCCGCCAAUGGGGAGACAGGCACUAUAACUCACCCUGGGAUUGUCAACAAUUCCCAAGGGUAUGACAUUGCAGAAAUAUCCCAUGGGGCUCCUAAAGACCCCGACGAUGUUGGACCCCAGGCAGCCCAAGGAAUUGUGACCGACCAUGGGCCACCCCAUGAAGCACCCCUGGUGACUGCACCAAAAGCAAUGGAGGCGUCCCAUAAUGAGCUCCCUGCCUGGGUGCAAAAACAUGUCCAAUCGACAUAUGAUCCACCGGGCGAUGGAAACUGUGGUUACUCUUGCGUGGCGCGCCAUAUGGCACUUGAGAAGCCCGAGAGCUUGUACGCAAAGACCAACGGGUGGUCUCAGGUCCGCCAGGAUCUACUCAACGAGCUCGACAACAACAAAGCGCAUUGGACAAGGAGGUUCGGGAGCGAGAACGAAUACAAGAGGGCCCGUGAAUCCCUUGUCGUCGAUCCCAACUCGACAUCAGUCCCAUAUUCCAAGUGGAUGGAACGCCUGGACAUGGGACCCGUCCUGGCAAACGCAUACAACAGGCCCAUCGUCUUCCUCUCGGCCGACGUAAACAUUGGGUGUAUCACUAACUUACCAAGCUCGAAAGACCCAGACCCUAAACCAAUGGGGCCCAUACUAAUAGCCUUCACACGGGGCAACCAUUGGGAGAAAAUGUGUCCAUGGCUCAAUGGUUGA